CAGGCAUCACUGCAAAGAGCAGCUGGAAUUCCCAUCCCCUCUGACAAGCUGUGAGGAGAAGUUGUUUCUCAGAUGUGAGUCCGAAGACAGGGAAUAAGUCAAUCAGCCUUCGUGGUCAGAAGCCUAGAGAUCAUAGAAGUCUGAACCAGGUGGAAGGAAGGGAAGAUGGGAAAAGUGGUGGAGAGCAGAAUCCCAUAGGGACCCAAAUGGUCCUCAAGACAAUAACCUUAUCCAGAAAGAAGUAAGGGCCAAGAAGCACAUGACUGAGCCCUGGGGCUGGCCAGGCAGAUGAAAACUAGGCUGGUGGAGCCUACAUGACAACUUUCUGCAUUUCGUCCUGUGAACCGACUCAUCUCCCCAUCCCCACCGAGAAACCUGGGACUAUGAGGAGCAGCCUGACCCUGGUGGGGACCCUCUGGGCCUUCCUGUCCCUUGUUACCGCCGUGGCCAGUUCUACCAGUUACUUCCUGCCUUAUUGGCUUUUUGGAUCUCAGCUGGGGAAGCCAGUGUCAUUCAGCACAUUCCGGAGGUGCAAUUACCCUGUGAGGGGAGAGGGGCAGAGUCUGAUCAUGGUUGAAGAGUGUGGGCGCUAUGCCAGCUUCAGUGCCAUCCCCAGCCUGGCCUGGCAGAUGUGCACGGUGGUGACAGGUGCUGGCUGUGCUCUGCUGCUCCUGGUGGCACUGGCUGCUGUCCUGGGCUGCUGCAUGGAAGAACUCAUCUCCAGAAUGAUGGGACGUUGCAUGGGAGCUGCACAGUUCGUGGGAGGACUGCUGAUAAGUUCAGGCUGUGCAUUAUAUCCUUUAGGAUGGAAUAGCCCGGAAAUAAUGCAAACGUGUGGGAAUGUCUCCAAUCAAUUUCAGUUAGGUACCUGUCGGCUUGGCUGGGCCUAUUACUGUGCUGGAGGUGGCGCAGCGGCAGCCAUGUUGAUUUGCACCUGGCUCUCUUGCUUUGCUGGAAGAAACCCCAAGCCUGUCAUGUUGGUGGAGAGCAUCAUGAGGAACACCAAUUCUUAUACCAUGGAGCUUGACCAUUGCCUCAAACCUUGAGAUUUGGCAGAAUUGGAGAGGGUGGGAAAGAGGAGGGAAGGGAGCCUUGAAAAGAAGAACUAAGACUAGGCCAGUUGCUACCCACUUGCCAGUCAUGUAACACAGUGUUUGUAUGCUUUUUAACUCAUCAUUCAUUUUCACUUUGCCUUAAAUCAGUGGGUCAGUGGCUAUUUACAAAAUUCACCAAGGACAAUAAUUCUCUCAAAUGUUUAUCUAGCUGGUGAGGACCCACUGGCCUCCAAGUCCCAAAGUGCCCUUUCAUACAAAAUAAUAAGAAAGAUCCUCAGUUGAAAGCUGUACAAUCAAGCAGUUCUUCAGAAUUCUGCAUCUUCUGUCACUUACCCCAAAGCUUAAACGUUGGGUAAAAACACUUAUGGGCUUUCCAGGUGGCUCAGCAGUAAAGAAUCCACCUGCAAUGCAGGAGACAUGGGUUCAAUCAUCCCUGAAUUGGGAAGAUUCCCCUGGAGAACGGCAUG
Bubalus bubalis (water buffalo) is the source of this 1522-nucleotide messenger RNA. It is a transcript of the gene LHFPL1, whose product is annotated as LHFPL tetraspan subfamily member 1. The coding region runs from base 315 to 1046 and encodes 243 amino acids. The transcript has 4 exons. Lineage: Eukaryota; Metazoa; Chordata; Mammalia; Artiodactyla; Bovidae. The record is from RefSeq and is a predicted model, not a curated record. Gene Ontology annotation, cellular component: membrane.